Nematostella vectensis (starlet sea anemone) is the source of this 9827-nucleotide messenger RNA. Its product is annotated as serine-rich adhesin for platelets. NCBI's taxonomy places the organism in Eukaryota, Metazoa, Cnidaria, Anthozoa, Actiniaria, Edwardsiidae. The record is from RefSeq and is a predicted model, not a curated record. The transcript has 16 exons. The coding region runs from base 145 to 8733 and encodes 2862 amino acids.
CCGCUUCGGCAUAAACACCAACCGGUUACCAAGAUAAUCGUAAACCAACAACCACUCAGAGAAAACGUCUGUCUAAGUCAGACACACAAGCAAUGCACCUUCUGAUUGAACCCUAACCACACUGAAGUGGUUAUAGAAGACAUCAUGGCGGACAAUCGCCACAAUACGGCGAUAUUUUGCGUGUUCGUUUGGAUUAUGAUACAAAGUGUGCAAGCUGCAAGUUCGAAUGAUUCAUCAACGUUCGUCAACUCAACCAUAGCUACAUCGAUCGAUGGUUCUAUCUCGCCUUCAAGUACAACAGAUACUUUAUCAUCUACAAAAGACUCAAAUGCUACUGCUAGUCAGUCAUUGUCCCUACAAGCAAGUUUGUCAUCAAAUACAAACACUGUCAUAAGUUUCCUAACAGAAUAUUUAUCACCAAGUGUUGUCAAUCAAACAGUGCAAACAGCAUCUUCAACAAAUACCAUUGUUGCAAGCUCUCCUGCCCAGGAAGAUUUAUCAACAGUGAAUAUAAACUUGAACUUAUCCAAGACCUUAAAUGGGUCAGUUAGUACCAGUAACACUUCCAGUGUUUUAUUGAAGAUAUCAAGCACUAGUUCAUCAGUGCAACUGACCUCUACAACAUCAAAUGGUUCUGUAUCAAGUUCCACUCCUGGUCUUUCACAUAGUCCAGGUAUCUCAUCAACCCCUGCUCUGUCAUCCCCUUCUACACCUUCUGGCCUUGGCUCAAGAAACUCAUCAACUUCUGUACUUCCAUCAUCAAACCAAACUGUAGUUCAGACUUCUGUUGAUGGGAAAUUCUCAGAGAAAGCUACUGAAACUGCUUCUUUGUCAGUGUUUGUACAAUCCAACAGUUCUACAGUCUCAAGUACCAAGAGUGCUGAAGUCUCUGUCAAUCUGUCUACUUCACUUGAAGUACAAUCUCGGACCAAAAAUGCAACUGGAACGACUUCAUCUUUGCAAGCUACUGCAUCCACAUCUGUGGGUGUUGAAGGAGUCCAAACUGUUUCACCAAGUACUGUUUCCUCUUCCCUAUUUGCGACUGUUGGUCAAGAAGCAUCAACAAUUGAUGAGGUACAUGCAAGCAGCAAUGCUUCAACCUCGAUUCACCCAUUGAUGCCUUCCUCUAUUGGUGCAAAUGUAUCAUCAGCAGUAUUGUAUGAGAGUAUUAAUGUCUCAACUACAUACAAUAUACCACUAUCUUCUUCCAAAUACAUCACUUUAUCUCCAUCCACCCAUGAGGUGAUAACUUCUCAAGUGCAAAAUCAGACCAAGACUUCAUCUCCAUCAACUAAUGGGGUACUGAAUUCUCAAGUGCAAAAUCAGACCCAAACUGAAUUGCUACCAUCACCAUCAUCAAUCAAGUCCACUAGUUACCCUACUGUCAGUGGAACCAUGUUGUUUAAUGCUACAGUUGGGAUAGAAGCCACAGCUACCUCAAAUAUUCUGUCAUCGAGUCUCUCUCCAGUCUCUCUAUCUCCAAGUAGCUCAAGUCCCACAAAUAAAUCAGACAGCAGAAUAUCAGGCUCUUCAACCAGCCCUGCAUCUUCUCCUUCACCUACCCCUGCUUUUACCACCUCAACGCAGGCAAUGGUAUCAUCAGUGGCAGUUUCUGAAACUGCUACUAGCUCACAGAUCGACAAACUCAUUGUGACAUCUUCUUCCUAUUUGUGCUACAUAACCUAUGUCGUGGAACAAACCUACAUUCCUGUAGCCACGGCAAAUGCGACAACAAUAACAACAACAGUGGACUUAGGAAUAGUGAGCAGCAUUCCCACAUCAAUGCUAACAAUCUCAGCAACAGCACCACAAGAAACGGUGACCCAAACAUCAGCAAAAAGUCAGAGUGUGAUUGAGGUAACCACAGUUAUCAGCUCAAGCACUGACUAUGGAUCGAUCAUCACUCCAAGCCCAAGCUCUGAGGGUCCCAAGACCGAAGACUCAACCUUUGCAACAGAGACUCCAAGGAAUAUUACCGUAUCAGAAACUUUGCUUAUGGAAUUGACCCCUAUUGCCAGUGUAUCCCCUACAAACUCAUACUCUGGAAAUAAGUCAGCUACUAUUUCGGAAAAGUUAUCAGUUUCUACAAGUGAGAUAAUAGCUAAUGGAACCACAAGUGCGGUUUUCCCUUCUGUUUCUACAUCAAACGUAAACGAGAUGAUAAACAGCACGAAAGCAAUAGCACCGCCUUCUGCUUCUGUUGGAAACACAACUGGCGCGUUGUCAUCGACCAUGACUGCACCAAGUUCGACUACUGGAAACGAGUUUAUACCAGAGGUCAAGACUACUGUCCCAGUAAACUACACGUCUUCAUCUAUAACACAGACGGCUUCUGUGAAUUUAGUGCUGCCCACUGCAUCAGUUAAUAUCACAUCUGCAUCAAAUGUAACAACUUCUGAAACGGUUAAAGAAAACACUACAACACAAGUCCUUGCAAUUUCCUCUAAUGCAGAAGUGUCUAAAUCUUUUACAGAAGUCUCGGUGUCUUCAAACACCACCACAUCUGCUAGCGUUCAGAAAACACUCACGACUUCAGCAAGCACGUCUUUAGCUGUGGCUCAGCCUCAUACGUCACUUGCUACAAGUUCCAACUCGCAGGCUUUGAAAACGGAAACUUUGAAUUCAAGUUCUGCUUCUCCUGCAGUAUCGACAGCAUCAGCAUCUUCAUCUCAACUUGUUGCAUCAAACUCAAGCAGCAGCCAAGCCUCACCGGCUACCUCUACCAAUCAGACAUCAGCAACUUUCAUCAGCCUGUCAACAAGCAUCACUGAUCAAACCUCGUCAAGCCUUGUGGCUGAAUCUGGUCAAACCUCGUCAAGCCUUGUGGCUGAAUCUGGUCAAACCUCGUCAAGCCUUGUGGCUGAACCUGGUCAAACCUCGUCAAGCCUUGUGGCUGAAUCUGGUCAAACCUCGUCAAGCCUUGUGGCUGAAUCUGGUCAAACCUCGUCAAGCCUUGUGGCUGAAUCUGGUCAAACCUCGUCAAGCCUUGUGUCUGAAUCUGGUCAAACCUCGUCAAGCCUUGUGGCUGAAUCUGGUCAAACAUCGUCAAGGCUUGUGGCUGAAUUUGGUCAAACCUCGUCAAGCCUUGUGGUCGAAUCUGGUCAAACCUCGUCAAGCCUUGUGGCUGAAUCUGGUCAAACCUCGUCAAGCUUUGUAGCAGAACCUAAGGCAGUAUCAGUAUUAGCAACUACAGUUACUCAAACAUCAGCCUCAGCCACUAGUACUAUUAUUCUGGUCCCAUCUCCAUCGCAAACACACUCAAGAAAUGAUACCUUUUCAGCAACACAAACUUUGGCAUCAGUAUCUGGUUAUGACAGCAAUGCAGCUACCGUGACCAAUAAUCAGGUGAUGAGUAGCGAGCCCACUGAGACGCCGACAAGUAGCGUACACCAAGCAAGAAGAAGGCGACGAGACAUUGAAGGGGUCCAGAGCAAUGUUAGCAGUGAUGCUAUAAGUUCUUCUGAAAAUUUAUCUGAACUCCCAUCAGUUGUUGCUCAGUCAACUGUCAACGUAGACGUUUUGUUGGACAAUAACGUAAGCACAGAAUCGGUUAGUGGUUCAUCCAGUGUUAUUGCCAGCCAAUCAAACCAAAGUUUCUCAGCAUCUAAAGUAUCUCAGGGGACUUCGGUUGGUGUGUCUAGUGGAUCUGCAGUGAACACAACAUCCACCCAAGAACUGAGCACGGCUACCACUACCACCUUGCAGUCGGCAUCUUCACCUAGUGGCAAUUUACCCAGUCAGGAACACAGCUUAGCCACAACCACCACUUUGCAGCCGGCAUUUUCACCUAGUGGCAAUUUAUCCAGUCAGGAACACAGCUUAGCCACAACCACCACUUUGCAGUCGGCAUCUUCACCUAGUGGCAAUUUAUCCAGUCAGGAACACAGCUUAGCCACAACCACCACUUUGCAGUCGGCAUCUUCACCUAGUGGCAAUUUAUCCAGUCAGGAACACAGCUUAGCCACAACCACCACUUUGCAGUCGGCAUCUUCAUCUAGUAGCAGUUUAUCCAGUCAGGAACACAGCGUAGCCACAACCACCACUUUGCAGUCGGCAUCUUCAUCUAGUAGCAGUUUAUCCAGUCAGGAACACAGCGUAGCCACAACAACAUCUUUCUCUCUUAUCCAAGAGGGUGUUUCACCCAGUGGCAAUUUAUCAGCGUCCUCAUCAUCACCAUCAACAUCAGUAUCAGACGCUGCUGUAUCAUCCUAUUUGUCGUCUAAACCUGCGACUGACGCAUCUUCAUCUGCAUAUGACUCCUCGAUUUCAUCAACAGAAUCUCCAAACGAAACGUCGACUGUUAGAGCCAAUCAGACCACAGUGUUGUCAAACGUCAGUGCAACACAGGCUUCACAUACGACAAGCGCUACACCCUUUCUUAGUCUGGAAGCAAGCCCAGUAUCUGUUAGUAUGGUGGCUAGCUCUACUGACACACUUUCAGUGUCAUCUUUUAUCAACUCGGCAAGUAAUGGCUCCGUCAGCUACAACCACACAGUGGCCACACCUCUGUCACCGACCUCCCAGUUAAUACAGUAUUCGACUCCUGUAACUGAAACUCCCAGGCUUACAUCGGUUGUGCUAUCAAAGGAAAAUCAGUCCAGUACUACAGUGAUACAGACUGUUUCGAUUGCCAGUCAAACAAGUUCCUACCACGAAUUCGCCAACUUAACGGCAACUCAAACUCAAGGAGAGAAGCAGACUUUAUCACUUAAUGAAACUAUUCAAAUUUUACCAUCACCGAUUACCGUUGGUACCACUGCUGUUGAAUCUGUCAUUGUCAGUGAAUCUAUCACCAGGCCGUCACCAGGAGACACCUCCUACCAGCCUGUAGCUGAGGCAUCCACAGCUUCGACGUACGUAUCACAAAUAACUACGACAUUGCCAAUUACAACAAGCACUAGCGAAGCUUUAGUUCAUCCUUCUAUUAGCGAGUGGUCCACUCAUCUCUACACUCCAUCCACUCCGACCACGACAACGCCUGGACUCUCCAGUUCUGGAGACAAGAUGAUCAGCUCCCACUAUGUAACCUCUACAGCAAGCUAUAGCUCUGUGUCACCUGUGCCAAAGAACCCUCUUAUCACGAUAUCGAGUCUUGGAAUAUGCUUUGUGGUUUACACAACGAGAAUGGUACCUGCAGUAACAACAUUCAUUCCAACACCGACUUCCGUGCUUACAGCUUCGAUUAAUGUUACAAGGCAAUCGAGUUCCGUGGCUCAGUCAGCCGUUGUCAACACAACAUCCCCGUCAAGUUCUUCAGUUAUUAUGACAUCAUCAACAGCUGUAAAGAAUGCAACCGUCACAUCUGUGAAUUCCACAGUGUUUUCCUCGGCCACAUCGACUGUCGGUACUUCACAAGCUAUGACACAUACAGUAGUUGCUAAUGCGUCUUUGACCUCUACCAUCCCCGAAAACUCUACUGUUAUUGUUAUUGGCUCAACAACAGCAACAACUGUUAGCCCUUCAGCAAGUGUGCAGCCUUCUGUGACCCCAGCUUCUACAAAGAGCGUGAGCCUAACUGCAACCCCUGCCACCACUACUUCCGAAGUUCUUGAGCCAUCGCCAAGUCUUACACUAUCUUCAAGUGAAGCAGCCUCCAGCACCUUGCCUCCAACAAGUCUGCCGGUAGCUCAGAGUUCAACAUCAACAUCAACAGUCAAAACUGCGGCAGUAACACCAUCAAGCUCAACUCAAGUUGUCGCCCCCACAUCGACCAUUCAGCCGCCAGUAUCUGAGUCGCUGCUAAGUAUGGGUCUAACUGUUCCACUUAGUACUAAUGUCAAUUCAGAGGCGUUCCAGAAACAAGUAUCGAAGGGAUUGGAAGAGUUGUUUAGCGUGGCAGAAUCAAGGAGACGAAGAAAGCGAGCAGUGGCCGGGACGCAAGUCACGAUCACGGACGCCCAGCGACAAAGCGCCCAGAGUGAAGAUGUGGAUGUUUUGUUCUACGUAGAUUCCAACGGGCAGAACGUCACUGCUGCAUCGGCUUCUGCUACAUACAAUCAGUUCUCUGCUACCUUGGUCAGCAAGAAGAUCGGCUACCCGGUGACAAGAAUGCCGAGUCCUGUUUAUGUACCAACCCAACCCCCCUCAGUAGGCCUCGUGUCCAUGAUCUUUGAGAGCAACGCCCGAAACUUGACCUUUACCGCGAACAAGCUUGCGUUGGAAAACAGACUGGCAGCGUACUACAAGGAUAAGAAGAGCCUUUCACCUGCUACUGUCACUGCUACGAUCUCAAAGGUCGUGGUAGAAGUGAGCGGUAACUAUUACAUUGAGUUCUCCAUCAAGGUUAAUGGUCAGGUCCAGGACGGUAGCGUGGUGGUGGCGGCUUUUAACCAAGUAGACAUAGUCGUACUCACAGCAUUGCUUCGCGAGCCGGUUGCCGUGCCUCCCUACACAUCCAGCACCCUAAAAGCCACCAAGACCGACCACGUGAAAUCCCGUAUAUCCGGCCCUGGUAUUACUUCCGGUGGUAAUGUCAGUGAUCCGAACUUCCUCGCGACUCUUCAGGAUAAGUUAGCGACGGUGUACAAGGCCGGUAAAGCGACCUACAACAAAAGAAAGAGACGUGCCAUUGGUAGCAUAAGUGCUAAGAUUGAGAAUGUGACCCUUGUAGGCGGUUCGCAGCAAGGUGAUGUUAUCUUCUUCAUCUUUGAUUCCGGUAAAGUGGUCAAUGCCACGUACGCCAGUGCGACAUUCAACCGGCUCUCCCUCAACGAGAUGGCACUGAUGAUGACACCAUAUGCGAUAAUCACUCCUCCCGUCCCGGCAUACCCCGCGGUUGUGACAGAGAGUCCUCCGGUGCCUGUGACGCAACCGGAAGUGAAGUACUGGAUCAUCGGGGCGGUCCUGGGCCCCCUCCUGCUGCUCAUUAUCAUUAUCUUACUGUUGUGGUGGAAGUGCCGCUGCGGACCGCCGCCACCAAAGCAACCUCCUGGGAAGAUGAUAGAGGAGCAGCGUAAAAUGCAUGAGCCUACGCAUGGUUUCGACGUUGCUCGCUACGCUGAGGGGAAAGACGCCAUGAAAUCUACGGCACUAACGGCAACCGCCUCAGAGAUCCCGAGCGAGGAUCGCGAGGACAAACGAGCCUCCAGGGAGAUGUCACUGAGACGAAAAGUGUUGAAAAAGCCAAUGAGAAAUGCGCCGAAAGAAAACAGGGUAAAUCCGGCGUACGAGGAGAGCGAGGAGGAAGAGGAGGAUGACCAGGACACAGUGGCAGACAGUCGAGAACGCAUCAUCAAGGCGCAACCAGGUCCAGGGGUCCGCGGCAAGCGGACAGAGGAGCGACCCCUGCACCGCAGCACCCCGGCUAGACCCGCCCGCGGCAUUAUUGAAGACGACGAGGAGGAAGAGGAGAGUGAAGGGGAGUCCGAGGCAGAAAGCGAGGCGACCACACGGACGGAUAACACGCGAUACUCCGCAGCUCAGGUGCCCGCGGUCGCUGUCAUGGGUGGAGCCAGCGGUGCACCACGAUACCCACCAGUGCGAUUUAGAUCUUCAGUACACCCGGCCCAGUCUCUCCCGCCGAUUGAUAACAAGAACACUUCGCUUGUGGCCGCCAAAAUAGACCCUUCAGAAGACGAGGAGAGAGUUCCACGUAAGAGACAAAGCAAGGCGACGCAACGAGAACUCAAGCAAAAGGCGGACAUUGAACGACUUCGCAACAAACAACGCCUGCGCGAACAACGUAAAGCCAAGUCUCACUCGCCCGAAGACAAAAGGACCUGGACACGAACCCAGCAGAGCCUUGAUGACGUGCUUGACCCCAGGGAUCCUUUCGCAAAAAAUCAACGCAGGAAAGGUAGAAAAUCUCGGAAGGUCGGUAGCAUACCUGCAGAUGACGAGGGCAUUGAGCUGAAGAGCUACAAGCCGAUCAACAGAGAGGAGGAUAAAGAAACAGAAGACAGCGGUGAAGCAUCAGAUGCCGAGUCAGACAUCAGCAUGGAGGAAACGAGACGCCGCAUGCACUCGCUACUCGAAGACGCAUUCAGCCUCCUAGAACCCUAUAAGAAGAACCAGCAACGGCUGGAGGAACCCCGUCAGUACGCCCAAGAUCCUCGACAGUACCCCCCUGACCCACGAACAGGUUCCCUUAUCCGUCAUCCUGCACCCCCUCGGUACGCAGGAAUGCGUCCCGCCCUCCCUGAGCCAGCUCCCGCCCACGGCCGAGCAUCCGAACCGACACCGAGGCAACGACGGAGACUGGAAAGCUCUGGACAGUUUCCUCAGACCAUGCCGCGUACUCCCAUGGGUGGGUACCCUGGGGGAUACCCUUUCCGACCGCCUAUGCGGAUGCCGCCGCCGCUACUGACGAGUGAACCCGUGGUAGUGUGGGAUCCUUACGAGAAGCAGCGGUAUCUUCAGCAGCAGCUACAGCAGCCGACGUACUCGUACACAGACCCUCACGGCCAGAGCGUGUUCAUCACGCCCGUACAGCAACAGCCCGAUAACUACGGUGAUGUCGUUUGGAGUCCAUACAGAGCAGAGGAUACGAUGGCUGACCUUUAUCCAGAUCUUGCGAAGUCAAAUUACCCAGGAGCCUUAGGAAGCUCACCUACGAAAGACCCAUUCGGAAAUAUCGCACCUAGGUCGCGUGAUACGGUCAUCGAUGUCAAUUCCAAUGAUCCGCGAGCCAACACCCUGGGGGCAUCCCCACAGCCUCUCAUUCGCUCGAUCAAGGACGAGUUGAUGAGAUUGUCAGCGGGAGGCGCACGCAAAACGCCUAUUACAGAACUAUAGCGCACCAUACAAUAUAGGUGUGGCACUAUGGGGUCAUCCCUUCAGGCCCUCAUUUGCUCGGUCAAGGACGAGUUGAUGAGUGUCAGCUGGAGGCGCACGCAAGACGCCUAUUGCAGAACUAUAGCGCACCAUAUAAUAUGGGUGUGGUACUAUGGGGUCAUCUCCUCAGCCCUCAUUCGCUGGAACAAGGACGAUUACAGAACUAUAGCGGGUGUGGCACUCGGAGAACAGAUUCAUAUGUCCAAUAGGAGGAUGAGUUUCCAUCUACAGUGAGGGAAGUGCCAGUAUCUAGUAUGUUGGGCGUUCCGUCGAGACAAAAGCUAUUAUAGUAUUUGGAAAAAAAUAAACUCGAAUUACCGCGGGCGGACCAUCGUCUCGUGGUUGGACGCUUAGAGGUAACAUGAACAGUCACAACAGAUUGUGAAUGAAGAGUUAGGAAACAUUUAUCUCGACAAGUUUAUACCCUUGCACACAACUGCUAACUUGAAUAACAUGAACUACAGAUUAUCAAAAAUAUUUUGAAGUAACAAAAUCAAUUAGAAAAAUUGAAUUUGGUGUUAUGACAGAAUUACUAAGAUCUGUUUCUUGCGUCAUGCUAGGCGGGGACGUGAAAAUAGUCAGAUAGUGUGCAGAACUUGAUUAUAUAGUGAUCAAGAUCAACUUAAACCUCGUCUUCAGAAAAUAUUUAUGGAGUACGUGAUGUAAAUUUAUAUCGAUAAAACUGAUAAAAGUAUUUAGGUAUUUAAAGAGGAUUUUAUAUAUGAACCUUGCACAGGUUCACCUGCACUCUGCGUGUGGUGUCGCUUGAUCUCGCCCUGCUUGAAGGGAAUUCAUCCAACACAGCAUUCAUACGACCUCUAUGUCGUACGCAUUUUAGUGAAAAGUAUAUAUAUAUAUAUAUAUAUAUAUAUAUAUAUAUAUAUAUAUAUAUAUAUAUAUAUAUAUAUAUAUAUAUAUAUAUAUAUAUAUAUAUAUAUAUAUAUAUAUCUUAAACUAAUUAAACGAUAGAUAGCAAAUCAAAAUCAUAUUUUGAUAACUGAAAUGAAAAUAAAAAAACUGUACUGAAAUGAAAAUAAGUAAAACUGUGAUAAAAA